Messenger RNA from Helianthus annuus (common sunflower), 999 nucleotides. RefSeq names its product peroxiredoxin-2E-1, chloroplastic. Gene Ontology annotation, cellular component: cytoplasm. Gene Ontology annotation, molecular function: thioredoxin peroxidase activity. Bases 161 to 802 code for a protein of 213 amino acids. The record is from RefSeq and is a predicted model, not a curated record. Gene Ontology annotation, biological process: cell redox homeostasis; cellular response to oxidative stress; hydrogen peroxide catabolic process. The transcript has a single exon. NCBI's taxonomy places the organism in Eukaryota, Viridiplantae, Streptophyta, Magnoliopsida, Asterales, Asteraceae.
AUAUUGAAACAAUGGUCCCUAAUUACUAUCACCACCUUACAACAAGAGUCAUAAAAUCAUCCGUCCAAUUUACAUAACCUGCCAAACCAACAUCCAUGUAACACCAUACCACAUUAUCCCCAUAUAUCCUUUCUAAACCCACACACUCACCCUACAAACAAUGGCAGCCACAACACCUUCAUUCGCCUUCUCCGGCAUCUCCUCAUCCUCCAAACUCCACCGCAUCUCCGCCUCCUCCUCCUACUCCUACUCCCUCCGCCCCAUCACCCCCCUCCGCGCCCACUCUGCCUUCAAAUCCGCCAAAAUAGCCGCCGCAAUCUCCAUAGGAGACAAGCUGCCCGAAGCCACAUUAUCCUACUUCGACUCUGAAGGCGAACUCCAAACCGCCACCAUAUCCGACCUCACCAAAUCCAAAAAAACAAUCCUGUUCGCCGUUCCAGGCGCUUUCACACCAACUUGCUCCCAAAAACACCUCCCUGGAUUUGUUGAAAAGGCCGAGGAGCUCAAAGCGAAAGGCGUGAACACAAUCGCGUGUGUUUCUGUCAACGAUGCGUUUGUAAUGAAGGCGUGGAAGGCGGAUUUGAAUGUUGGAGACAAUGUGUUGCUGCUGAGUGAUGGGAAUGGAGAUUUUACUAAGGCGAUCGGGUGCGAAAUGGAUUUGAGUGAUAAUCCGAUUGGAUUAGGGGUUAGAUCAAGGAGGUAUGCUAUGCUUGUGGAAGAUGGUGUUGUGAAGGUUUUGAACCUUGAAGAAGGUGGUGCUUUUACUGCUAGUAGUGCAGAGGAUAUGCUUGCGGUUCUUUGAGUUGUUUUAAUAAUUAGUGCAUUGUUGAAUUAUAUUUCGUGUAAGUUAGUAUACAGUUGUUCUGGAUUGGCAAUCUAUUUGAAAUCUGGUCCAUCCGUGUUUGGAUGAGUUUCUUGGACCUUGGUAAAUCUUGAAUUGUAUCUCUUUCGAAUUUUAUCUAUGUAAUAAAUCCUGGAAACCUUUUUUUUAGCCAAUAA